CUUUAUGAGCAAUGAGCGUAGAGAUCAAAAUGUUCCGAUGACUAUGAAUUGUACUUACACGAGCCUCGUCCGCCGCAAUGAUAUACUCAGAUUUCUCAGUCACCUCAAUUCUCUGACGUUUGAGGAGGGUAAUAAUGCUUUAUGACCCUGGUUUUGUUCGAUACCGACGGACCCGACGCCCAACUCGACCUUGGUGUCCAACUUCUUGAAUGCUUCCGUGGAAGAUCUUUAAACACAAAUUGGUGCGCGCUGACCGGGCGGACAUACGGCAUGAAAGGAGAUGCAUCGGCACCUUCUUUUCAUUCAAUCUCUUCUAAAAAUUCCUUACCCAUGCCAUCCGCGCCGCUCGUGAACGAGGGUGUCGCGAUCAUGACAUCGUCAAACGUGCCGAGGGAUGCUAACAAUUCCUGACCGCAGAGCAGUUCCAUAGAUUUAUGUGUAGAAUGAAUCUCUUCUACAAUUACACCGAUCACUAUGCUGUUCUGGCGAAUGGCGAUAGCUGCUAUCAAUCCGGUUGGUCCGCUGCCCACCUAUAAAAGUAUCACGAGUGGGGUAUAGGUCUGAAAUCGUCAUGUGCUCAGACUGAUGAUGAGGAUCGCUGGCGUCGCCGGCAUAGCUGGGAAAACAAUGGAGAUGCUUGUUGUUUUCAUAAUUUAAACAACUAUAUCCCGCGCGAGGUUAGCCAGGAAUGGUCAGGACGUAGAUGCACGGUGCCUGAGUAAGUUCUCUCAUGGAGAGAAAUCCAUGAUUUGCCCGAUGCUCAGCAGUCAGCGAGUCAGCGCU
Molecule: messenger RNA, 783 nt
Organism: Heterobasidion irregulare TC 32-1
Lineage: Eukaryota; Fungi; Basidiomycota; Agaricomycetes; Russulales; Bondarzewiaceae
Exons: 2
Coding region: 142-411 (89 amino acids)
Source: RefSeq, a predicted model, not a curated record